GUAACACGAAGUCCUGCUUUGCUUCUGCCAUGUGCACAGCGAAAGGCUGAGGUCCAAAUGAAAGACGCCUCUCUUGAAGAAGGGCGGAUUCCACCUUUGCGGAGAAACGUUGAUGGCCCAUGCGAGCCCCCUGCUCUGCAGGCUAAAGAGCACGAGAAACAGGACAUGCCCCAUUGCUUCACGCUUAUCACCACAGCUUUGAUCAACAUCUCCCCCCCUGCCGCAUUCGCCGGCGAGCCGUCCCGUCGUAACAAGCUCCGAGACCAGCGCCUGGCAUGGGAGAAAAGCGCGAAGCGCAGCGGCGCUGCGCAAAAGAAGGGGCAGAUCCUGGGCGGUUUUGUGGAGUUGUCGCGACAGCCGGAAGGCCCUUCGAGGGUCGACGUUGACCUUGAAAAGGGGGCCACUUAUGUUCGCCGGAAGCUCUACAAGGCCCGCUAUCUUUCGGAAGAGGCGAUCGAGGACUUCAGACGAAGUCUGCGGCGCUCGAAGUACAUUCGACCGCGGCCGCUGAAUUACUUUCAGCGGAACCGUGAGGCGACGUCAGCGAUUCAGCUGGGGCUCUUCCUGGUCGUUCUCAUCGCUGCCGUGCGCUGGUUUUUGAGGUUAGCGAAACGGAACCGUUGGGGCUGGGCGGAAUGGUACAAACCCGGAGCCCCCCAGAUUGGAAGCAGAGUUCGGGACCGCUCCCUCGGGGGAAGAGAAGUCUCCGUUGGGAACCAGUGGGAAUGGCCUAGCUGGCUGUGGGGGGGCGAGAAAAAGUUUCGGCGGCAGACCUUGGGGGGGGUGCGAAAGGGGGCCGGGAUAACCGAAACGGUUAAGCACGCUAACCCGCUUGAUUAUGAGGUGGAUUUAAGGAGCGAGAAGGAGCUGAGACUGGCGAGGCUGCGACAGGAAGAGCGGCGGGCGGCUCUAGAGAGGAGGCGGCAGGUGGAAGAACUGCCCGGGUGGUGGCCUCGGGAGUCGUUGUUGCCCCCGGUCAAAGUUUCUGACAGCCGAAAGGAGGUCGGACGGUUCGAGGCCCAGCAGCUGCUGCAACGGAUGGUUAACAUGCGGGUUGAGGGGCGAGAUCCAUCCCUGGAGGACAUAACCGUGCUCCACGAGACUUGCCAACUGUAUGGCGUCAGCGUGACGUUUGACGCAGCGUCAACGCAGGAGAGCUUAUACAGGGUGGCGAUCCAGCAUAAGGUGGGGCAGCUUAUGAGAGCCGCCGGGUAUGACGUCAUCGACCUCUCAAUCCGGCUGCCUGCCGCCCGUUUCGUGGGGCUUUUGUCGGGCAAUCUGGGCAUCCUUCCUCGGAGAGCCGUGGAGAUCGUCGAGUCGUCUGUCGCGGCCAAGACGAAAGCGAGCCUUACUCAGGCGUAUGCACUGAUGAAGCAAGGGCGAAUCAAGGAGCUUCGACAAGAGCUGGCGGGCCUGGCUCUCAUUCUGUCCACCUUUCCGCUGCCUCUUGAUUCGGCGAAGCUCGAGCUGGUGGGCGAUGGGCUGUCGGCUCGAAUACCGUCGGAGGAACGCGAAACACUCCUGCAGGAAGUGUGCGCCGUGAUUGGGCAGAAACUUCGUUCGCCUUCCGAAACCAGCGGCACUUCGAGUUUGGGUGGGGUUGAAGAAAUGGCGGCAAGGGCUCUGGGUUUGACGUUAUCAUAGCGACAGUCCAAGACUUGAUUCGUCCUAGAUGUUGUACCCUAAACAAAGUUGAUUUUUGGAGACUACUGCUCAAAGCAUAUUAAGAAGUGGGUUCUCGAUUGACAUAUCUAUCGGUCUUAUAAGUCUAGCAAGUGCCAUGCAUGCAUCUAGGUUGGAUUGUGGAGCCAUCUCACUUGAGCUUUAAAUGUCGUUUUCAACCAAACACGGUUACCCACGGCGGCACCAGAUCCAAGCA
Molecule: messenger RNA, 1879 nt
Organism: Klebsormidium nitens
Lineage: Eukaryota; Viridiplantae; Streptophyta; Klebsormidiophyceae; Klebsormidiales; Klebsormidiaceae
Source: the annotation of a GenBank genome assembly